ACGCGGCGGGAUCAACCUUUGAGAAUUAACAAGUGUCAUCCAGCAGGCUUUUGCUAGAGUGUACAUAGACCCACCGAAUAAGCACCCACCACAAAGGAGCGAAUCAACAUGGAGGCCCUCUUUGGCAUAGUAGGCAAAGACUUUGUUGUCACAGCAUCAGACCGCACAUCCGCGCGGUCAAUCGUGAUUAUGAAGCACGGGGAGGACAAGUCUCGUGAAUUGAACAAGCACACUCUAAUGCUAUACACGGGGGAAGCGGGCGACACGGUCCAGUUUGCGGAAUACAUUCAACGGAACAUCCAGCUAUAUGGAAUUCGAAACGGAAUUCCAUUGUCAGUUCAUGCUACGGCAAAUUUCACGAGGAGGGAGCUUGCAGAGAGUCUGAGGAGCCGGAACCCAUACCACGUAAGCGUCCUCAUUGCCGGGACCGAUCCGAAAACGGGCAAACCAGAAUUGUACUGGCUAGACUACCUCGGCGCCAUGGUGAAGAUGAACUUUGCCGCGCAUGGAUACGCAUCCUACUUUUGCAUGUCCACCAUGGACAGAUAUUGGAAGGAGGAUUUGUCGGUGGAAGAGGCCAUAUCGCUGCUGAAAAAGUGUAUUGCAGAGCUGAAGACUAGGUUUAUUGCGCAAUUACCCGAGUUUAUGGUGAAGGUGGUGGAUAAGAAUGGCGUCAGAGAGAUUCAACUAUGAGUGCGGAGUAACGUAAUAUGAUGCGUUUGACCAGUGCUUUCUGGGCUAUAUGUGGAUGGAGGUCCAUGUUUUCAUAUAGCCCGUAAAUGAACACGGGUGUGAUCAGUAACGACCCACCGCAUAUACUUCCAUUCAAACUAUGUACAAUAAGACUCGGUUAUAUCAUUCAAGCC
Molecule: messenger RNA, 866 nt
Organism: Spizellomyces punctatus DAOM BR117
Lineage: Eukaryota; Fungi; Chytridiomycota; Chytridiomycetes; Spizellomycetales; Spizellomycetaceae
Product: proteasome core particle subunit beta 4
Exons: 3
Coding region: 109-693 (194 amino acids)
Biological process (GO): proteasomal protein catabolic process
Cellular component (GO): nucleus; proteasome core complex; cytosol
Molecular function (GO): peptidase activity
Source: RefSeq, a predicted model, not a curated record